CUGUGUCCCAUCCACAGACCACAGAGAACAUGUGGAUUGUGGAUGCAUGUUUUCAUUUCUAAGCAGGUCCGGAUCCUCUUGUCGAGGUCAGUUCCUCAACGAUCGACACUGGUCGAGGAUAGUACGAAAACAACGAGCAUCGGAAAAACCUGACGGCUGACCUCAGACAUGAUCGAAUGGGAUUCGGGCCUGGGAUCAUGGAGCCUGAUCACCGCUCAUUGAUCACUGAUCAGUCAUCAGUCAUCAUUUAUCAGUCAUCUUCGGCUGGCUGUACUAAAUGCUGCAUACUACGUUAGGAAACCUUUAGUGUGAUCUGCGCCCGCAGGGAACCUGCUUCUGACAGCCGCCAUCCUACGGACGCCGUCUCUGCGCCGCACCAACACCAACCGGCUGGUGCUGCACCUGUGCCUGGCUGGUGCAGUGGUGUCCGGCACCAACGUGCCCCUGGUGAUAUCGAUCCUGGUGGCCUCCGUGGUUCGGCAGAGCCUGCCGCCGGCGCUGCUCAGUCUGCAGACCCUGACGUUCACGGCCGGCGUCACCUGUCAACUGGGCCUUCUCUCAGCCAUCAGCUACGAGCGGUUCCACUGCGUCACCUACCCCUUCCGCACCACCGACCGCCAGGCCAGGCGGCUCAAAAUCGAGCUCGGCGUUGUCUGGCUGGUGGCCCUGGUUUGCAGUCUGAUAGACGUUCGUCUGACUCCGGACUCGGCUCUAACCGUGCUGGGCAGGGCGGGUCAGCUGCCGCACAACUUCGCCAACUCCUUCUGCCUGCUGCAUUUUCCAGUGGGCGCCAUCAACAUUGUCAUCAUAGGGACAUUCUACCUCCGCAUUUACCUCGAGAUCAAAGAGCACGUGAGGAAGAUGACCGACAAGACGCUGGCCCAGCGCACGCAGCAGGCGGUGGAGCAUCCCCUCGAGCCGGCAUCAGUCUCCGGCGGGCGUCGGAUCAGCUUCCUGCAGCCCUCCGGCUCUCCCGUGUCCGGUCCCGCCUCCACGUUCCUCCCGAACCUGCCGGGGCUGAGGAGCGUCGCCCGCAGUCGCCGCCACUGGCUGCCCAGGCUGCGGGUGUUCCCUGCCCGGCGCCGCCCGCCUCACCCCUCGGCAGCCCGGCUCGGAGCGCCGGUCGAGCAGCGUCCUCUGGCUUCUGUCGGGAGCCCUCGCAGUGAUCCAACUCUGCCGCUGCUCGACCCGGCGGCGCUACGGUCGCUGGUGGAGCCGGAGCACCGCCUGCUGGCCGGCGCGGUACGCAGCGAGAGGCUCUCGGUGAUCAGAGAGCCGCCAGACACUCCGCGACUCGCCUCUGCCGACUCAGAUAGCGGCGUUGGCGAGUCAUCCUGCGGCACGGAGGGCGCGACCGAACGAUCCACAGCUCGGAGCGCAGCAAACGCCGAGGGCGAGAUCUAUAACUCGGCACCUAGCGCCCCUGGCGGCCGACCUCUCAGCUUCGCUGGGAUUCCUCUGAUCGACGAAUCUGACGAGGAAGACCCUGAUGAUCCUGACACCGUCGCUGUCGCCAGUGACGAUGACACCUCUGUCGUUGCCGAUGCUACCCUGCAGCGCUGCCCGAGCUCGCGCCGUCGUCCAGCUCUGCUCGAGCUGAGCUCUGUGGACGAAUCGGUGGGCCCGGUACCGGCGGUCGACAUUGACGGCAACGUAACCUUCACUCGCUCGACACGACAGAAUCGACUGGUGGGUGCCGUGUGUGUCAUGAACAGCAAGGCCAGACUGCGAGGCAAAAAGAAAAUGGAAGGAAAAAUGGCCGUGCGGGCCGUAUUGAUAAUCGUCGCUUUUCUUCUGUUCUGGCUACCUCUCGUGGUCUGCGCCGUUGUGUCCGAGUCGCUGCUUAGUACGGAUUUUGGUCGCUGGUCGGCGCUCCUGGCGGACCUGCAGGUGGUAACAAUGUGCUUCUGUAAUCUGAGUGUGGUGGCCAAUCCGGUGUUGUACGGAGUUAUGGUGCAGCAGUACCGGACUGCACUGAGACAGCUGCUGCCGAAGGGCUGUGCGUCCUGCCGCCGGUAAAUGCUGUGAAAUCGGUGCGGAGUUGGUGGUUUACCGUGCAUCGUUCGUUGUUCGUGGCUUGGUGCAGUGUCAGUGUCCUGUGAUGCAGUGCUAUUGGUAAAGUGCAAUGGUGCGGUGCUAGUGUUGUGUAACAUUAUGUCAUCGGUCCAGCAUACCGAUGCUGAUAAGAGCUGACAGCUACCUCAAUGAGGUUUUAAUAAUGAAAGGUUUUUUUUUGUGCUUGGCUAAGAAUGAAAACCGCCUAAGCGGAGCAGGUCAGCCUGUAUAUGAGUUUCAGGUAUUCUGUAUCUCUGAUAAUGAGCUGGAGCAUGAUACGUUAUACACAUGCAGGCUGAUAAAUGAUGGUCCAGUUUACUCCUCAAUUACGCACCGACAUAUGACUGCUAACGUCUUGUUCACAUCGUCACAGGGUAAAAUAAUCGCCCUUUAUUUAAAUUUAAAUGCAUUGUCGCUUGUCGAUGAUUCAUUUAAAGCAUGGAUGGUUGAUUUGUGACAAGUGUUGUGCAAGCUUAUUUGUAUUGUGUGAAUGCAGCAUUGACUGGGUUAUAUAUGACUAUACGUAUAGGUAAUAUUUCACAAUGAUUGUUGUCUGAACCUUCAGGUGCCUAUCACAAAUAAAUGUACGCGAAGCUAA
Messenger RNA from Amphibalanus amphitrite, 2653 nucleotides. RefSeq lists its product as uncharacterized. The coding region runs from base 862 to 2019 and encodes 385 amino acids. The transcript is spliced from 4 exons. NCBI's taxonomy places the organism in Eukaryota, Metazoa, Arthropoda, Thecostraca, Balanomorpha, Balanidae. The record is from RefSeq and is a predicted model, not a curated record.